Messenger RNA from Dacryopinax primogenitus, 1895 nucleotides. Its product is annotated as carboxypeptidase S. Lineage: Eukaryota; Fungi; Basidiomycota; Dacrymycetes; Dacrymycetales; Dacrymycetaceae. The transcript is spliced from 5 exons. Gene Ontology annotation, molecular function: metallocarboxypeptidase activity. Gene Ontology annotation, cellular component: fungal-type vacuole lumen. The record is from RefSeq and is a predicted model, not a curated record. Bases 1 to 1842 code for a protein of 613 amino acids.
AUGGACAAACUCGAUACGGAAACCCAUCUACCACUCACAGGACGUCCGUCCUAUGGACCGAGGCGUAGAAGCCGCCGAUUCGGUCUCGAGGUCUACGUCGACGUCCGCGCAAUCCCGCUCUUAUACCUCCUCUACGUGGCAUGGGCGUUUCUAUUGAGCGGCAAAGUGUUUGACACGUUUGAUCGGUGGGCAGAGGUCAUCGAGAGCAGCAAAUGGUACCUCGACAUCUUCCACCCUGUCGAGCUGCAUAACUAUGGGAGAUGUGUGCAGCCAGAGGGGCUUGUACCCAGCAACCGUGCUCUUGUCGACACAAUCUAUGCCGAUUUUUGGAACGAAGUGUUUCAGAACAAGAGUGCAGAAUUACUGGGUGCUGCUGUCCAGAUAGAGACCGAAUCUUACGACGACCUUGGGGAGGUUGACAAGGAUCCGCGAUGGGAGGAGAAGUAUGCACCAUUACAUCAAUGGCUUGAAGGCGCAUUUCCCCACGUAUACAAAGCACUUCAGGUGGAGACGGUCAAUACCUGGGGUCUAGUCUAUACAUGGCAGGGCAGCGAUCCCUCAAUCAAGCCCAUCCUUCUCGCCGCCCACCAGGACACUGUUCCCGUUGAUCGCAAGACGAUGUCAGAAUGGGUGCAUCCGCCCUUCUCCGGGUACUACGACGGCGACUAUAUCUGGGGCCGAGGCACAUGCGACGACAAAGAACAACUCGUUGGUGCGUUGAUCGCCUUGGAGCUUCUGGCAAAGCACGAAUUCAAGCCCACACGUACUAUUAUCCUCGCCUCUGGGUUCGAUGAGGAGAUCAGCGGUAUGCACGGCGCGCGCACGAUUGGUGAGUUGCUCCUUGGGCGAUAUGGAGAAGAGGGGAUCGCGUUUGUCAUCGAUGAGGGUGCGGGUUAUGGAGAUCUGCUGGGGAGGACGGUCGCUGUCCCAGCGAUUGGGGAAAGGGGGCAUGUGGAUGUUAAGGUCCAGGUCAACUACAAGGGCGGGCAUUCCAGUGUCCCGCCGGGGAACACAGGAAUUGACAUCCUCUCGGAUAUGGUGCAUACUCUGAACCGCAACCCGCCAAAGGCGUUCCUUUCCCAGAAGAACCCCUUCUACGAUACCCUCCAAUGCCUCGCCGCCUACUCGCCCGACCUGCCAGACUCAGUCAGGAAAGACAUCAUCCGGUCUUCCAGCUCUUCGUCAGCGCUCAAGCGAGUGACGAACUGGGUGUUGGGGUUGCCCAGUGGGCCUCUGAGCCCCCUUGGGGGAACCUUGAUCAGGACGACACAGGCUAGUACUGUCAUCCAAGGCGGUGUCAAAGUGAAUGCCUUGCCAGAACAGUCGUAUGUGUUGAUCAACCAUCGUAUUGUUCCUGGAUCGUCAGUUGCCCAGGCGCAGGAUCGCAUCUCCUCACUCCUCACUCCUACAGCUGAAGCCUAUAAUCUCUCCCUUUCCGCAUUCGGCAAAUCUGUCAUCCCCAGCACAGGCAAGGAAGGUUCAGUCUUCAUCGGCGAAGCGUUUUCUCCCGGCUUGGAACCUGCACCCAUCACCCCGCAAGCAGCCGAAUGGCGCCUCUUCGGCGGUACGAUCCGAGCUGAGUGGGCAAAGCGCGGCCCCUCGCUCAAGAGUGGCUCGGACGAGGAGAUCAUCGUCGCUCCUGGAGUGAUGAACGUCAACACUGACACGAGGCAUUAUUGGAAGCUCACGAAGAAUAUCUUCCGAUAUGCGCAUCUCGACCCCAAGGGGAUGUAUAAUGGCCUGCAUACUGUUAACGAGGCGAUCACCUUGGACAACUUCUUGGGACAUGUGCGGUUCAUGGCGCUUCUAAUCUUGAACUCGGACGAGACUAGGACUUUCUGAGGCGUCUUUGCAAGGGUUUGAGGGGAAUUAAUAACAAUUGUAUUACAAGAGAC